Euleptes europaea (tarantolino) is the source of this 850-nucleotide messenger RNA. RefSeq names its product LY6/PLAUR domain containing 6 (gene LYPD6). Lineage: Eukaryota; Metazoa; Chordata; Lepidosauria; Squamata; Sphaerodactylidae. Gene Ontology annotation, biological process: positive regulation of canonical Wnt signaling pathway. The transcript has 5 exons. The coding region runs from base 119 to 634 and encodes 171 amino acids. The record is from RefSeq and is a predicted model, not a curated record. Gene Ontology annotation, molecular function: acetylcholine receptor inhibitor activity.
UGGGAUGGGGCAGCUGGCCGGAGGCGGGGGGCCGGCCGUGGGACUGGUGCAUUUUCCUUCUGGAGACGAGGAGAACCUACUCCCAAGAAAUCCGCAUGUUUGAGGCUUCCCCUCUGCCAUGGAAUCUUGGCCCCUGUUGGCCUGGGUCUCCCUUCUUAGUCUGCUUGUCAGCCACAUGAAAGUAAUUCAAGCCCGAGACUUUACAGUGAAAGACAUUGUCUACCUUCAUCCUUCAACCACUCCGUAUCCUGGUGGAUUCAAAUGUUUCACUUGUGAAAAAGCCAUAGACAAUUAUGAAUGCAACCAGUGGGCUCCAGAUAUCUAUUGCCCCAAAGACACACGAUACUGUUACACAGAACACAUGCUGGAAGCCGGUGGAAAGAGCAUAUCUGUUACAAAGCGCUGUGCGCGUCUGGAACAUUGUCUGGCCACAGGAUGCCUGGCUUUCCCAGAUGGACUGAAGAUCUGCACUUCUUGCUGCGAAGGAAACAUCUGCAAUUUGCCAUUGCCCAGAAAUGCAAGCGAUGCAGUAUUUGCCACCACGACCCCCAUAAACCACACCCAAAGACAUUGGGAAAAUGCAUCGGUGAUGAUGUCGCUUCUUCUGUUAGCCUUUGCUUCAUGGGUGUCCUAGGAUAAGUUGCUGGUUGUGCAUCAAGGAUGAAAAUAUUUAUGCAUAAAUAUUUUACCUUAAUUUAAUAUAUGUUUCAAAUCUUACUUUUUUUUCCUCACAUUUCUAAAUUUACUUCUUGACUUUGUUUUAGCCUUGAAUGGUUUGAAAGCCAUACUUUCUGAUCUGUGUGUUUUGAAAAUGAGGGAAGUUUGCUGUCUGUCAGUUCUUCGAAGGCAA